Molecule: messenger RNA, 2844 nt
Organism: Talaromyces amestolkiae
Lineage: Eukaryota; Fungi; Ascomycota; Eurotiomycetes; Eurotiales; Trichocomaceae
Exons: 13
Coding region: 1-2844 (947 amino acids)
Source: RefSeq, a predicted model, not a curated record
AUGGCUCCCGAUAUUGACAGAGUCACAGGAGGGCUUCCAGUGCAGUCCUCAAAGGUUGCGUCUAAUUACACGGUCAAGUCGAGCCCCAAGAUAGAGCCUAUUUCAGAAUCAGAGAAGCGGGAAUUGCUUUCGCGUCUUGAGGGAAAGAAACUUCUCGUUCCAGAUUUGAUAUCACUUCUUCCUGGAUGGCGAUAUGGCUUGCAUCCAGAUGUUGAUUCCGUGAAUGAGGAGCUCGACGAAUGGCUGAAAACGGUCAAAGUCGAGGAAGUUAAGAAGAUCAAACACAGAGCUCGGGGCAAUUACACCUGGCUCACCGCAACAUAUUACUCGGACGCACCCAAGGAGAAGUUACUCCUUUUGUCACAGUUCCUCUAUUGGAUUUUCUUCUGGGAUGAUGAGAUCGAUACUGGCGGUGAGCUCACCCAGGAUCGACAAGGAACAAUCAAGUGCUGUGAAGAGACGAACCAAUGUGUUGAAGACUGUCUCGGUCCUAAUCCCAACUUCACACCUCCACCCGGGUCCCGUCCUACAGUAGAGAUGUUUUACCCUAUUUUGGCAGAGUUCCGGCAGUCAAUGGGUGCUGUUUCCAUUGAGAGGUUACGCAAAGAGCUUCAUGAUUAUAUUAAUGGUGUCUCCCGGGAGCAAUUUGUUCGACAGAAAGAGACCCUACCGACUCCAGCUGAGCUUUUCAAGAUGCGAUGCGAUGACGUAGGUGUCAUUCCUAGUAUCACUCAAAACGAAUAUGCAAUGGACUUUGAGUUGCCUCAAUGGAUACACGAACAUGAAGCCAUGCAAGAAGUUAUCAAGGAAGUUACUCGCCUCACUAUUUUAAUUAAUGAUAUCCUUUCCUUACAAAAGGAAUUCCGCGUGGGCCAACUCGAGAACAUGGUCAUUCUCUACAUGUACCACGAAGGGCUUACCCUUGAGGAAUCGCUCGAUGUCAUGCUGGAUCUGAUUCGCGAGCACUACGAUCUCUGUACAGCUGCAGAGCAGCGUGUACCCAAGACCGGAGAUGCAAAGCUCGAUGCUGACGUACAAACAUAUAUUGUCGGUUGUCGUGAUCUUGCCAUUGGCACAGCUUACUGGAGGACCAUUGUAACACCUACAAUACAAGAAAUAUUCCCAAAAGUCAUCACGGUACUAAACCCGCACGAUUCUAAUCCUACUAUUCAAGAUCAAACCGAAAAUAUGUCUUUAUGGGAACAAGAAGCCAAAACCAAAAGAGACAGCGUCAAUGCGCUUAUUCCCGAAGCCUGGCGUCUUCCGUCUGUACCAUCUUCGACCGAGCAAAAGGACGUAACGGACGGAUAUAUUAGACAAUUUCUCACUAGCAAAGAGUUCGAUAUUACAGAGACAGAUGCUUGCGGUAUUGUCUUGCGCACCGCAAGUGGUGAAUGGAAAGCGUAUGAGGUUGCAAAAGCAUUUUGCCAUCGAGCAGCUUUGGCACAUCAACUUACUAAUUGUCUACACGAGAUUUUCUUUGACGCUGCAUUGGCCGAGGCUCAAGCUCAGGAUGAUUACUUUGCAACACACAAGAAGCCGAUUGGGCCUCUUCAUGGCCUGCCUGUCAGUCUUAAAGACCAGUUUCAUGUGAAGGGGGUGGAAACAACUAUGGGUUAUGUAGGUUGGAUGGGCACAUUUGAGGGGCAUCGAGGCACUGGCAAAGAACUCGUCUUCGAAUCAGAGUUGGUGCGCGAACUACGCUCUCUCGGUGCCAUUCUGUAUUGCAAAACCGCAGUGCCGCAUACACUGAUGGCCGGAGAGACGGUAAACAAUAUCAUCGGUUAUACAUGGAGUCCUAAGAACAGGCUCUUGUCGGCAGGCGGCAGUUCGGGCGGUGAAGGUGCACUGAUUGGUCUCAAAGGAAGCCCCGUAGGGUUUGGCACCGAUAUUGGAGGCAGUAUCCGGAUUCCAGCCGCGUUCAAUGGAUUAUAUGGUUUGAGACCGUCUGCUGGACGCUUGCCCUAUGAGGGCAUGGCAAAUAGCAUGGAUGGACAGAAUUCCAUUUUGUCUGUUGUCGGUCCUUUAGCGACGAGUGUUGGUUCUCUCAAGUUGCUUGUCAAAAGCUUACUGUCUCAAGAGCCGUGGCUAUACGACCCAUUAGUUCUCGAACUUCCCUGGAAAAAUGCGCCCGAUUUGAGUGGAACUCCACUGACAUUUGGCAUCUUGAAAGAUGAUGGCGUGGUCAAACCUCAUCCUCCAGUUGCGCGUGCUGUGGACAUGGUUAUCAAAGCUAUCAAAAGAGCCGGCCACAAAGUGAUUGAAUGGAAUCCUCCAUCUCAUACUCAGGGGACACGGUUGGCGAAUGAAGUCUACGUCUUGGAUGGAGGUCAUGAUGUACAUGCAGCGUUUGGGCUAUCUGGGGAAAUCGUUGCUGAUCAGAUUGCAUCCAUGUAUGGGAAGGCGCCGUUUGCUGAGAAAUCAGCUUCGCAUAUCGCUGCGAUCAACAUUGAGAAACGAAACUACCAGAAGAAAUACCUGGAAUACUGGAAUAGUACAUCUGAGCUGACUGCUACCGGACGUCCAGUUGACGGAUUCAUCAUGCCGGUGGCAGCAAUUGCAGCUGCUAGGCCUAAAUUGUACAAUUAUUACGGAUAUUCGAACAUCAUUAAUCUCUUGGAUUAUGCGGCCUGUACCCUGCCAGUGACAACAGUCGAUAAAGAUCUUGAUCGAUUUGAGGCAAACUAUGAACCACGGAACAAGCUGGAUGAGAUUGCUUGGAAAAGCUAUGACCCUGAAAUUUAUGACGGGGCACACGUUGGUGUCCAGGUGGUUGCCAGGCGUCUUCAAGAGGAGAAAGUGUUGGCGUUAACCGAGAUACUUGCCGGGGCACUUCAAUUGUAG